CCCUGCUUGGACUGCUAUGCAGAAAUGCACUGGGUGGGCGGAAGCACCAGGGAACAGAAAGGGGUUUAUUGUGAAGGAUGGUGUGGGCAUGGGAACAGAUGGGGAUCAGCCUCACUAUAGGGCUCAGGAAAACCCAGGACCUGCAAGGAGAAGCAAAGAGCAAACCACUUUUAAUGUCCCAGUCAUCAGGCUAUGCAGUGCUGUAUGUCAUUGCAGUGUGUUGAGCUGAGAUCAGGAGCUCUCUCAAGCAGCCAUCCUGGCCUCAUGCCCAUUGUCUCCCCUUGUCAGGGCUGUUGUGCUUCCAUUCCGUCCUGGGACAGCAGACAGAAGGGUGGCACUGGUGACUUGGUGACCUUCCCAAGUCAUGGGAUGCAGGAUGGUCUGUGGCUCUUUGCAGCCACUGCCAGGUCUCCUAUGGCCACUUCUGGAUGGGAAAGAGUGAUCUGGUGGUGGUACAACUGAGGGCUGUGGGUCACCCACCUGCAUACAUCCUCAUGGGCUCAGCUGCACGAGGAGUCUCUGGUGGCGGUGGGAUGGGGCUGGUGUCACCAGGGCUCACAAGAGCACAGGGUGGAUUUGGGUGCAGGAUCCAGAGGUGUCAUUUGCAGCAGCGAAGACUUGGGGUGAAACCUCCCAGACUGAGGUCAGAGAGGGAGGUUGUGGCACUGGAAUGUUGAACAGCUGGGAUGUUUUGGGGAAGAAGAGAGAGCUGUUUGUGCUAACAUGGGCUGCUGGAUCCACAGGGGCUCCUUUGCAAUACCAUUGCAGGAAAAUACACCUAUCUCUGUGCCCAGACCCUUUCCAGCCGGCUCCAAAAACUGCCCUGGAAGGGGGGUGUUGUGGCAGGGAGCAGCGUGCCAGCACCCGCUGCUGCCGCUUGCCCCGCGCUGCAGCUGCCAGCAGCAUUUCCCUGAUCCUGCCUGCAGCCAUCCCCCACCGCGGGCGUUCCGGAGAUCUCAAGCUGAGGACGAGCAGGUUGGCAGCGGUCGCCUCGGCAGGCAGAAGCCGCCUGGCUCCUUCCCGAGGAAGCCGGGGCAGCGGAGGAUGCUCGCGGCGGUCCAGAGACGUGGGGAUGCGGGGUUGCUAGGAGGCAGGUGAAGGUGACGGGGACAGCGCUGCGGAGCACCGCAGGCCCAGAUCCGCAUGUCCGACCAGAGCAGCAGUGAAGAUGGGGAGUCUGACUCCCAGCACAGCCUGUACAUGGUCUUUCUCCUCGUCUUGGUCUUCUUCAUCAUGGGGCUGGUAGGCUUCCUCAUCUGCCAUGUCCUGAAGAAGAAGGGCUACCGGUGCAGGACAUUCCGGGAUGAGCUUGACCCAGAUAAUAAGGAUGUGCUGGCAGAACUCCAGGCCAAUGAAGAGGAGGAGAUAAAUGAGGACACCGUGGAGAAGAUUGUGAGAUGCAUCAUCCAGAAUGAAGCAAAUGCAGAAGCCCUCAAGGAGAUGCUGGGGGACAAUGACGGGGAUAUCGCAGUGCCAAUGCCCAGCCUUUGUCCCCACCGUAACAGCCAGGAUGGAGGCCCCCCUCACCACCAUACAGUGCACCUGGGCUCCACGCAAGCCCCCUGCAUCCACUGCAGCAAAAGGAGGAGGCACCCACUGCACCGUCAGGGGCGGUCCAAGGAUGGCAAAGGCCGGAUGCAUCCCGGAGAGACCACUGUCUUCUCAGUGGGCAGGUUCCGCGUCACGCACAUCGGGAAGAAGCCGGCUUUCCAUGAGCAGCAGGAUGGUGCCCAGCCCGAUGGCAGCAAGGAGCCAAGCACAGAGGAGCUGGAGCACAGCAGCGAGCGGUUCCAGCGGGAACAGGCUCACAAUGGGACUGUCCCCAUGCGUAGCCUGGAGAAUGGGGCUGUGCAGGAGGGGACACAGGGCAGCAAGGGCAUGGAGCAGAGCCGCACCGGCACCCCAGUGCCUGGCACUGCAGUGGGCAGCUCUCCUGGGAGCACCAGUCGGCAGCGGAGGCUGCUGAGCCGCCGGGUUCUGGGAGGGUCGAGUCCCAGCAUCCCAGGGCAGCUGGGGCAGGAGGAGGCUGGACUGGGGUCAGCAGAUGAGGUGUCGGAUAUUCACGGGAGCCUGAGCCUACAUGAAGUGCCGGAUGAGAUGGUGAGAGAAGACAGCAGCAGGAGGCAGCCUGGAACAGAGAACGUGGGGCAGCAGGAGCCCAGCGCUGUGGUGCAGGACCGAGGAGCCACUGUGUGAUGUGAGUGCUCGUCUCCAGUCCUGGGGCCACAUUUAGAGGUGGGCAGGGGGGGAAGCCACAGGCAGUAACAGCCCACCCUGCCAGCUUUUGGCUGCAGACAGCCCAUACAGCUCUUCCAGUGGGUCGGUACCCAGGAUCAGGAGAUGUGGAUGAAACAGGGCUGCUCCAGAUGCGCCAAUGGCCAAAGCCCCAUCCCACUUCUCUCUCCCCACAGCUCCUCUCCACUCCUGGCCCUGGUGGCUGACAGCAGGCACAGGGCCCCUGGCCCCACACAGGGCUAGAGGCUCAGCUGUGGGGGGGCAGCUGGCCCCGGCCCCAGCCCGGGCGAGCAACUUGGCAUGGCCAGAGCGACGCACGGACAUUACAGACCUCAUCCCAUCAGCAAUAGUUACCCAACUCCCCCUACUGCACCCACCACCCCAGCACCCCGCUGCUGCCCAUGACCCACACCCCAAGGAAGGAUGCUGCAGGGAUGGGCAGGGGCACCGCCUUGAGCUCCCUUGACCCUGGAUUCACCGCAGAGCACAGCCCCAGUGGUGCCACUGAGCACCAGCACAAUGCCCAUGGUGCCAACGGGGUGGAACCACACAGCCCCUGGGGGUGCUGAUGGAGACAGAGCCUCCUGCCCUGCCCUGCUGCAGGGAGAGCUUUGGUGUCGAACCGCACUGUAAAUAGAUGAGCUAAAACCAUUAAAGCUGCUGAACACGGUA
Molecule: messenger RNA, 2907 nt
Organism: Coturnix japonica (Japanese quail)
Lineage: Eukaryota; Metazoa; Chordata; Aves; Galliformes; Phasianidae
Source: RefSeq, a predicted model, not a curated record